Messenger RNA from Octopus sinensis (East Asian common octopus), 2798 nucleotides. RefSeq names its product VPS9 domain-containing protein 1. The coding region runs from base 170 to 2275 and encodes 701 amino acids. The transcript has 14 exons. The record is from RefSeq and is a predicted model, not a curated record. Gene Ontology annotation, cellular component: endocytic vesicle; cytosol. Gene Ontology annotation, molecular function: small GTPase binding; guanyl-nucleotide exchange factor activity. Gene Ontology annotation, biological process: vesicle-mediated transport. NCBI's taxonomy places the organism in Eukaryota, Metazoa, Mollusca, Cephalopoda, Octopoda, Octopodidae.
GACUUCCGCUCGGAGUCUCGCUUUGAAUUAAAAACAAAUCAGUGUAGUUUGUUGUCAGUCGUAACAUUAUUGAGUGGUGAAGUGUAGUCUGGAAGCCGGAGAUUCUUUUUAAAAUAACUGCAACAACGAAAUUUGUGUUGAAUUGUACCAAACUAUAUUAAACUUGAAGAUGGAUCGCUCGGAAUUAAAUGCUGUACUGAAAAAUGUUCACGAUGCUUUACGUUUAGACGAAGACAACAAAUUUAUGGAAGCCUAUGGGAAGUAUGUGGAAUGUAUGAGGUCCAUUGCCAACAAACUUUGGCUCAGUUUCACAAAUACAGAUGGUGGUAUUUUAGUCCGGAAUGUCUUGAAUCGUUAUGUUACACUUGGUCAACAAUGUAUGGAACGAAUAUCAAUAAUACUUGAGAAAGUAGAAGGGUCUCCAACUCAAGCCCUUCCCUCUAAAAACCUGAAGAGUUCAAGGAUCACUUUAAGCAAUGAAAAUUUAGCACCUUUAUCUACACUACAUAAUUCAUCUGUGAAUACUUAUACUAAACCUGUUGAUAUGAGUCCAAUGGCAGCAGCCCAAAAACAAAACCAGCAACUGUUGUUUGCUUACAAGGCCCGUAUGGCACAGCAGAAUCAAGGAAGAAAACAGCAUGACUUGGCUCUUACACUUCAAAGGAAAAUGGUUGAGAAUAUUGCAAUAGCUAAAGCUCGUGAAAUUUCUCUUUCAAAGAAAAUGAAUGAACGACAGAAACGCUUGGAAAAAGAAGCUACACGCCGUUUUUCCUUACCCACAAAACUUUCUAAAGAACAAGAGAAUCGCAAACAAAUCUUUAAAAAGACAUUAGAUUAUGAGAUGGAUGUGAAAUGGCUUCAAAAUAUAAGACAGAAAGUAUCACAGGAUCCGAAAAACCCUGAAGUUAUAAAAUAUUUAAUCCAAAGUAUAUUUCGGUGUGUGGAUCAUCCUCUGACAGCACUAUUGAACAAGUAUCAACAAAAGGUUCUUCGAAAUCUCUUACGACUUACUCAGUCACGAUCGUUUGAAGUGAGCCAAAUAAAGGUACCAUUGAAUGUCCAUAAAAACACAUCUAGUCUACAACUGGAAGGUGACAGUGCAAAACCUACUGGCGAACUUACAAAGCAAACACCAUCAUUGGAGGAUACUUCUAGUAAUGAUGACUCUAGAGUUCAGGAAAAUAGAACAGCAUGUGAUAGAAAUGAGCAAGAAACUGGAAAGCAGUCCAACGAACCAUUUUCAGAAGAUAAGCAAGUAGAAGACAGUAUAACAGAGUCAACUUCUAUGAAGGAUAUGGAGGAUGAAACGCUGGAAGAUGUAAUCAUUUCAAGUAAAGAACAACUUCUUACUGCUCUUGAAGUAUCUAAUGAAAUGCAAGAAAAUCUAAUUCAAGAACAGAAGAUGCUGAACAAAGUGAAACUAAAAACUGUAAAUCUGGCACAGUUUACAGAAACAUCAAAAGAUGAGGAAUCUGAUGAUAUGUGUUCAAGUUCAUUUGAUGAAAGUAGUUUAUUGAAGUCUUACUCAAGCAGUGAAGUAAUAGAUGAAUCUGUCUAUAUCUUGAAACUAACCGAUGACGCAUAUCAAAGACAUUUACAUAACAUCAGUAAAGAUAUAUUACUUUACAAUGAAAAGAUAAUGAAGAUGUUUAUUAUUUGUUAUGAAGGACUAGAUUCUGCUGAAGGCCGAGACCAAAUUUAUGCUUGUAUUGAAGAGAUGUUUUUCAAACCAAUUUGGCCUCAUUUAUUGCUGCUCUUCAGAAUUGUUCAUAGAGAUGAAGAAUAUAAAGCAGCUCAGGUAAUGACUGACUAUCAGAAUGUAAUGCCACAAGAUGUUGAUGUGGCACCAAAUCUUUGUCUUGAACAGUCUUCCACUUCUGGUCAGUUUCCUUAUCAGUCUGCAGUUGAAGAGUUGAGAUCAGUGAAAGAUUUGACGGCACCCUUAAUGAAAAUGGAAUGCUUGGUUCGUGUUAUCCGACAGGUAUGCCAAUGCAUUGCAGACUAUCAACAUCCAAGUCAUACUGGUGUAAAGAGCAAUACUGAAGAUCAUGCACCUACUGUUGGUGCAGAUGAUCUGCUUCCAAUCCUGCAUUAUGUGCUGAUCCGUAGUGAACUACCAGAACUUGUCUCUGAAUGUGCUGCCAUAGAGGAACUGAUCCAUGAAGGGUAUCUUCUUGGUGAAGGUGGCUACUGUUUGACUUCAUUCCAAACAGCUCUUGGAUAUCUUACAUCUCUAUCUUCAGAAAAAGUCUUUCACACUUUACCUGGAAAUUAGUAUGAAAUUGUAUUUAUGUGAUAUUUGGAAAAUUCUUCAGCAAAAACAAUGUUUUUUUUUUGCAUUUAUAUGCUGGAAGUAAUAUUGAGCCUUCCACCUGCCCCAAUUUCUAUAGAUUUACAUUCCAUGUUUUGUGGGAUUCUCUGUAAAGUUUUCAACAAGCAGUGAUGGCAUUUAUUAGCUUCAGUAAGCUAUCUGGUUUAUAUCACACAGAUGUUGUGUUGUUUGUUCUUGAGCGAACAGCUCAACUGUUUUAAUUACUUCAUUGUUAUAUGUUAUAUGGUCACCUUUUUUUACCAUAUAACUAAUACAUUACUAAUUAAAUAACUCAAUCACAAUAAUAUUUAUAAACAACAUAUUAUUUAUCAUCGAAUUCUACUAUAUAUAAUAAGCAUGCAGUGAUAUCAAAUGACCAUUAACAAUGAAUCUGUAAAUAUAUAAAAUAUAUUACUAAUGAUAUAUCAAGUCAAUACUGUUUACAAAAUACUUGGAAAGUUUCAAUUAAAAUUUUAUUUAAAGCCCU